Dichotomopilus funicola is the source of this 1980-nucleotide messenger RNA. RefSeq lists its product as uncharacterized. The record is from RefSeq and is a predicted model, not a curated record. The transcript is spliced from 6 exons. The coding region runs from base 1 to 1980 and encodes 659 amino acids. Lineage: Eukaryota; Fungi; Ascomycota; Sordariomycetes; Sordariales; Chaetomiaceae.
AUGGCCACACCGUUGGACUCGCAGAAUCCCCAGCCCAUCACCCACCAUGGGCUCCCGAAACGACUAAUUCUCUGCUGCGACGGGACAUGGAUGGACUCGUUGGGUUCCGAGGGGAGCGAACCCCCAUCGAAUGUAACGCGCAUCUCGCGCGUGUUCCGGCGCACCUGCAGAGAUGGCACGCACCAGGUCAUCAACUACUUUCCCGGCGUCGGCACGGCGAAUGCCAUUGACCGGUUCACGGGUGGUGCCUUUGGCAUGGGCCUAGACAGGGACAUCCGCGAGGUGUACAACUUCAUCUGCGCCAACUACGUAGACGGCGACGAGAUCAUCCUGAUCGGCUUCUCGCGCGGCGCCUUCACCGCCCGGUCCGUCGCCGACAUGAUCGCCUCGAUCGGCCUGCUGACGCCCCAGGGGCUAGAUCAUUUCUAUGACAUCUUUGACGAUUACCACAGCAUGGGCAAGUCGGGGCGGAAUGUUGAGCAGUUUCUGGUGCCGGGGCUGCCCAAGUAUGGGGGGGAGCAUGGGCAGGCCAAGAUUGAGUGGGAGGGUAGGCGGAUGAAGGCGUAUAAGGCGGGGCUGCGAAAACUCAAGUACACCCGUGACACAUACCACGACGGGCUAACCGAGAUCCGCAUCAAAGGCAUCGCCGUCUGGGACACCGUCGGCACACUGGGCAUUCCGCCGGCCCCAGUCAUUGGUGUGGAGAACGCGUUCCAGGCGCUGGCCCUCGACGAGCCGCGGUAUGCCUUCCGGCCGUCGCUGUGGGAGAAGCUGCCCGGCAGCCCGACCAACCUGAAGCAGGUCUGGUUUCCGGGGAACCACGGGAAUGUCGGGGGUGGUUGGCACGACCAGCAGAUGGCCGAUAUCACUCUGGCCUGGAUGUGCGACCAACUCUCGACCCUGGGCAUCGAGUUCAACUACCGCCGCCUCACCACCAUCUUCCACGAAUCCCUCUGCUUCUCCGCCGCCCACCCCUUCCCCUACGUCGCCGGCGGCGGCGGCACCACCGGCAAAUCCUCCUUCAUCCCGGCCCUCCCGCGCGCCCCGUUCAACGCUCUCAAACGCUCCCUCACCAAACUCAUCCGCGGACCCAAGGCAGUGACCUCCACCACUUCCGCAUCACCACCUUCCCCGACUCCGCCAGCUAACGGCCCCCUCCCCUGGGCAAACCCCGAUAUCUACCCCGCCAACUCCACCUCCACCCGCGACACCUCAGAAUGCACCCUCCGCACCUCCCACGCCCACCCCAAAACCUGUUUCUCCCCGCACCACUCCUCCCACCACCCUCCAUCUCAUUCCCAUCCUCAUCACCACCUCCUCCACCUCCACCCUCCCCACCCAGCCCCCUUAUCCCUCGCCCGCCCCUACGCCCUCGGCACUUUACGGUCUCCCACCUCCCUCCUGACCACCCUCGCAGGGCGCACCAUCCGCCGACCCGGGCUGGCAUUACGCGUAGAUGAAACCACGAAUCAGGAUACGGCUGAGCCGUUAGUUGGUACUGCAGAACGGGUGCAUGCUUGUGUUAGGGUGCGGGUGAGAUGUGGCGGGUUGGGGGUUGAUGAACGGGGGGUUUGGGGGGAGGGGUUGGGGGGUUUUGGGGAUAAUAGCAACAACAAGAAUGGGGCGAAAGGAGGGAAAGGGGGACGGUGGAGGUUGGAGAGGGGGAGUGUUUUGCCUGAGGAAGAGGAGGUCAGAGUAAAGGGGUUGUUGGAGCACGGACCGAGGGAGGUUAGAGUGGACAGGGACAGCCCGGAGCAUACAGAGUUUCCCGUGGAAGCGAUGUACCCGGUGCAGGAGGGGGAUCAUAAGUGGAAGUGGGUGUGGGAUGGGGAGGUCAAGGGGACCGGGGCGGAGCAGGUGCCGCAGGUGUUGGCGCUGCCGGAGGAGCCGUUGGUGGGAUAUUGGGAGAGGUGUUUGUUGGGGAUGAUGAGGGGGGAGAGGGAUGUUUGGAGGUAUGCGCAGGGGGAGUCGCAGGCUUAG